Bombina bombina (fire-bellied toad) is the source of this 1188-nucleotide messenger RNA. RefSeq names its product taste receptor type 2 member 40-like. The transcript has a single exon. Lineage: Eukaryota; Metazoa; Chordata; Amphibia; Anura; Bombinatoridae. Gene Ontology annotation, biological process: sensory perception of taste; detection of chemical stimulus involved in sensory perception of bitter taste; G protein-coupled receptor signaling pathway. The coding region runs from base 1 to 1188 and encodes 395 amino acids. Gene Ontology annotation, molecular function: G protein-coupled receptor activity; bitter taste receptor activity. The record is from RefSeq and is a predicted model, not a curated record. Gene Ontology annotation, cellular component: membrane.
AUGACUUGCACUAUAGUUUCUCCAGUAGUGCUGUUAUUGUUCUUUAACAGUAAUGGAAUAUCUUCUGAAUUUGCAUUUAACCAAAUCGUUAGACUGGAGGUAAACACUGAUGAUGAUAACAAUGUAUCUGCUGGCACUAAUGGCUCUUUAAGACUUAUUAGUCUCUCCACUAGUAAAUCAAGAGUAGUGAGAAUUCCUUACAGCAUACAAAACAAUCUUCACGCCAUGGAAGAAUCAGGUCUUAGAGUCCCUGAAAUUUAUACUUUUGUGUUUUUUACUAUUUGUAUAGGUGAAGUCAUUGCUGGGAUAGUCACUAGCAGCUUUAUAGUGUGCGUGUAUUUAUUUCAUUGGUAUAAAGGGGUAACUUUGAGCUCCUGUGAUCAGAUCAUUUUUGCACUCAGCAUUUCUAAUGUGUUGUACCCUUUUGUGAGCACAUUCAGGAUUUCUACAGAGUUAUUGCAUCUACCAACCCAGUCAAUUGAAUUUAGUCAAGUUUGCUAUGGAAUUAGUGUCUUCACGGUCAUGUCCAGCUCAUGGCUCUCAGCUUUGCUCUGCUUAUUCUACUGUGUAAAGAUUGUUCAUUUCAAAGCUGGCUCCAUUCUCAGAUUAAAAAUGAAGAUUGAUGUUUUAGUGCCUUGGCUAAUAUUGUCAGCAGAACUGGUUUCCCUCUUCUUCACCAUCCCUGGAAUCUUGAGUUUUUCCAGUAAACUGGAAGCAAAUAAAACAUCUCUCCUCGCUCCCAACAACUUAAUAAAUCAAACUGAUAACACAUUCAGCUAUACUGCCAUAUUAGUUUCUCUGGCUCCAAACAUUUUCUUUCCUUUCCUCAUUACAAUAUGCACCACCGUUUGCAUCAUUUGGACUCUCAGAAAGCACACAGGCAACAUGAGGAAGAACAUGCGAGACAGUGACAGUCUGAAGGUUCAUAGAACUGCAGUAAACACAAUGCUGUCCCUUCUCUUCAUCUUUCUCAGCUUCUAUAUAGCAGAGAUUUAUAUCACAAUUGAUAUUCAUGCAUCCUUGAGUAUUGAGUACUUUGGAAUGGUGAUAUUGAUGCUGGCCUCUUUCCCUCUGCAAUCUCUUGUUCUUGUUUUGGGAACCAACAAACUGAUGCAGAAUUGUAAGAAGUUAUUUCAAUUUAUUUUCUGUAAGACCACAUACAAGUCAAGACCAGAUACCAGCCCAUAA